CUCUUUAUAUAUAUAGUGAGACAUCAACACCUUUCCUCUCCAAACACACGCACACCAUUCACCUCUUCUCUUGUUUUCACCAUUCUAAAACAGAAAAAUGGGGGAUGAGUUGAUUCUAUUGGGUUAUGAUAUUAGUAUGUUUGCGAUGAGGGUCAGCAUCGCAUUGGAUGAGAAGGGUAUCGAGUAUGAGUACAGGGAGGAGAGCUUGGACAACAAAAGCCCGCUAUUGCUUGAGAUGAAUCCAGUUCACAAGAAGGUCCCGGUCUUGAUUCACAAUGGGAAACCCGUUUCUGAGUCGCUCAUCAUCCUUGAGUACAUAGACGAGGUGUGGAACGACAAGCCCCCGUUGCUGCCUUCUGAUCCUUACCAGAGAGCUCAAGCUAGAUUCUGGGCUGAUCUUAUUGACAAAAAGAUAUACAUUAAUGGUGGAAGAGUUGUCUGGUUUAGCAAAGGAGAGGAGCAAGAAGCAGGGAAGAAGGAACUGAUGGAUGGGCUGAAGCUGUUGGAAGCAGAGUUGGGAGAGAAGGUUUACUUUGGUGGUGACAAGUUUGGAUUUUUAGAUGUGGCCUUAAUCCCUUUCUACAAUUGUUUUGAUACCUUUGAGAGAUGUGGGAAGUUGAGGAUUGAAGAACACUGCCCCAAACUCAUUGCCUGGGCCAAGAGAUGCAUGGAGAAAGAGAGCGUCUCCAAGUCCUUCGCUAUGGCUCAUCCUUCCAAGAUUGAUGAGUAUGUCUUGAUGACGAGGAAGAAAUAUGGUAUCGAAUGAAUGAUCAGCAAUUAUAAUACACUAAUGAUACAGCGAUAAGUUUAUUACAGUUGUCUUAUAAUUGGUUUAGGCCUGUUUGAACUUUUUGAAUUGUUUUUCUUUGUUUUUUAGGAGAAAGAGAGAUAAUAAAAGUAUUACCGUGUGUUUCUUUUAACAUGUUUUUUUUAGAUUUGUAAUUGUAUUAAGAUAAAUAAAGAAAACAUUGUACUGUG
Molecule: messenger RNA, 978 nt
Organism: Sesamum indicum (sesame)
Lineage: Eukaryota; Viridiplantae; Streptophyta; Magnoliopsida; Lamiales; Pedaliaceae
Product: glutathione S-transferase U25
Biological process (GO): glutathione metabolic process
Cellular component (GO): cytoplasm
Molecular function (GO): glutathione transferase activity
Source: RefSeq, a predicted model, not a curated record